Molecule: messenger RNA, 1406 nt
Organism: Daphnia magna
Lineage: Eukaryota; Metazoa; Arthropoda; Branchiopoda; Diplostraca; Daphniidae
Product: U11/U12 small nuclear ribonucleoprotein 35 kDa protein
Exons: 4
Coding region: 252-968 (238 amino acids)
Biological process (GO): mRNA splicing, via spliceosome
Cellular component (GO): U12-type spliceosomal complex; precatalytic spliceosome
Molecular function (GO): mRNA binding; snRNA binding
Source: RefSeq, a predicted model, not a curated record
CUCCCCCUUUACAGGCGGGGCUAGUGAAAAUGAGCUCUGUUUGAGCUUUGAGCAGUCUCACGGAGAGGAAAAGACAUAUUUUGAUUUAGCUUAUCUCGUUCAUUUAUUUAGUUUUAGGUUCCUUAUUUAAAUUUAAAUGGUAAUCAAUUCAAUAUUUGUUCUUUCACAGAUGAGUAGUGAUUAUAGUUAAUAUUAGAUUCACAACUAUAAGCAGUGUCACGAAUAAAGAAUAGCUAUUCGAUUCACCGAAAAUGUCGAAAUUUGAUCAAAGCUGGUCUUCGUAUGCCAAAGUUUACGAUCCUAUCCAGGUAGGUAGUAUUGAUGGAACUCAUACCGAUCCACAUGAUAAUGGAAUUGUAAGAGCUUGCAAUGCUUCUUACCAUCCCAAUCGCCUUCUUAAAAACAAUCCUGAACGAACACUCUUUAUUGGUAGGCUAGACAAAGAUGUGAUGGAAAAGGAUUUGGAAAAUCUAUUUUCCAAGUAUGGCACACUUGAGAAUGUAACUGUUGUAAGGGAUAUUGUUACUGGAUUCUCAAAGAGAUAUGCAUUUGUGGAAUUCAGGAGUAGACGUGAUUGCCACCUGGCUAGAAGUAAAGAACAAAAAACUAUUUUAAAAGGAAAAGAAAUACUGGUUGAAUUUGAAUUUCAAAACACACUCCCUGGAUGGAUUCCUCGAAGGCUUGGUGGAGGCUUUGGUGGUAGAAAAGAGUCAGGUCAGUUACGAUUUGGUUGUGUUGACAGGCCAUGGAAAAGGCCGAUCCAAGUUGUAUCACAUUCCAGUAGAAUGCCCAAGUCCAACACCCAGCAGCGUAAUGCUGAACUCGAGAGAGAUCCGCUGCGUUUUCCACGCAGAAUUUCAACUCAUACUAAAGGUGGAAGGAAAGAGCAUUCUUCGUUGGAUAUCAAUAGAACGCGAAACGAGAAAUCUUGUACACCGCCAAGAAACUUGAAGCGUCUUAGAAAUUGAAAUUACUCGUAUUCUUCGUCUGUGAAAGAACUAGGAAGACAUUGAGGUAAAAAUUCGAGAUCACCCAUCUGCAACAACUAGAUGGUCGAAAGUAUCUCUCCGUAGAUUGAGAUAAGAUUCUUAGCUGCUUUCUCUCGGGUUCCAGGAGUUGAAGAUGAAUAGCAGUCGGACUGAUACUUGAGAAUAAGCGGGAAACGUUCUAAGAUGUAAUCGGGUAAACCGUUCAUCAAUCCAAAGCUAUCCAGCGAUGAAAACAGUUCUUGGCAAACAGCAAAGUAGUUGUGGUCGUUAUAAAGCCGGUUACACAUAUCUUGCUCACUGUAGCUCACGCAGUGGGGAUCGGAAGGUAAAUGUUCACAACCGGCAUUAUCACUCGCAUAGGGAACAUCAAAGUUGUUUGGUCGAUCUGACAAAGUUCAUAAAAAAUUUCAGAAUUCA